AUGACGCAGUUUCUACAAGUACAACGCACCGGCAUGAAUUCCAGCACAACGCAAGUGGAAAACGUUGCGCAAAAUGUAUCGCUGCCAGCAAGCGGCAGCAGCGCAGUAGCAAAUAACGACGGCGCAAGUGUAAGCAACAGCGGUGCUGUAGCAAGCAACGAAAUUACUGCCACGCGAAUUUACUCGAACGAAUACAGCUCAACGAACAUAAACACACGUCAUGCAUCGGUAAAAGAAAUAGCAAAUACCCUGCCGGAAUUUGAUCCGAUAAGCGACAAAAGCAUUACGGUGGAACAAUUUAUUGAUCACGUCAAUAAAGUGAUCGAAGCUUAUCGAUGGGAUGAAAAAUUUCUUUUGUUAGCUAUUUAUACGCGACUCAACGGGGUUGCAAGAAUGUGGUUGGACGCAUCACCUGUUCUACAUACAACGUGGGCAGAUUUUGCAAACGCUUUAAAAAGUGAAUUUGGUACAACGCACGAUGAAGCAGAAAUACAUUUUCUGAUGUCUAACGCAACGAGACGCCCAAAAGAACGUAUCAACGAGUAUUGUUUUCGAGUCUCAUCAAUAGGAGUUCGAUACAAUCUUAGUGAAUCCGCUAUUAUACGUUACAUAAGGGUAGGACUGAAGCAUCGUGAGCUUCAGCAGAGUAUUGCAGCAAUGAAGUUUAAUACGGUGAAGCAAAUGAGAGACGCAAUCGAAGAUUACUUUGUAAACCGUGGAGGAUUAUACGAAACUAAAAAUGAACAAUUUGUGAAACGAGACGAACAAAAGGCCAAAGUGGGCGAAGCAGCUAAGCAGCGUGAAUCUACGAGAGCCCAACUUAAGUGCUAUAACUGCAGCGAAGCCGGUCACUUCUCCAAUAAGUGUCCAUUACCGCAGAAACGUCAACGAUGUACAACAUGCAACAAGGUUCACCCAAACGAUGGAAAUUGUGACAAAGCCGCAAAUUUACGACGACUUGGCGUUACAAAUUGUGACGAGUGCUUCAACAAAACGAUUUAUAUACAGUCAAAACCGUAUACUGCUUUCGUCGAUACUGGAAGCCAAUGCAGUAUCAUUCGCGAAUCUGUAGCCGAACGAAUCAAGGCUGAAAGGCGCAAGUGCUGUGUGAAAAUAAAAGGCAUUUGUGGAGGCGUACGCAUACUCAACGAAGCUAUCAUCGUAGAUAUCAUCAUCGACGAAGCUGUCAUCACGGCACAAGUUUACAUUGCCGACGAUAAUCUAGUGCAACAAGACGUUUUGUUAGGCCAAGAUGUAAUCGUUAAUGCCAACGUAACGAUGAAAAUCGACAGUGGUCGCACCAUAUUCGAAAACAAACAAUUAAUACAACAGCCGGUAAUAUCUAAUUGCAAAUUUUCUAAACUUUUAUCUAAUUUCAGCAACGAAGCUGAACGGGUAAAGACGCAGGGUCUUUUAGAGAACUUUGCCGAGGUUUUCUCUACUGGACUAGACGGUAUUGGUAAAACGGACGUGGUCGAAGCUAGCAUCGAACUUGAGAGUAGCCAAACAGUAGCUCAAGUACCGUAUCGCAUUCCAGAGCCGAAACGUAGUAUUGUUAACAGCAUGAUCGACGAGCUGUUGCAACAUGACAUCGUCACCAAAUCUACGUCAGAAUAUGCAAGUCCCGUCGUAGUAAUUAAAAAACAAAGCGGAGGUGAUCGACUAUGCAUCGAUUACCGGCGCCUCAACAAGCUAAUGAAGAAGGAAAAUUUUCCUGUUCCAAACAUCGAGGAACGAUAA
Molecule: messenger RNA, 1740 nt
Organism: Rhagoletis pomonella (apple maggot)
Lineage: Eukaryota; Metazoa; Arthropoda; Insecta; Diptera; Tephritidae
Exons: 1
Coding region: 1-1740 (579 amino acids)
Biological process (GO): proteolysis
Molecular function (GO): zinc ion binding; aspartic-type endopeptidase activity; nucleic acid binding
Source: RefSeq, a predicted model, not a curated record